Messenger RNA from Nothobranchius furzeri (turquoise killifish), 6179 nucleotides. RefSeq names its product pleckstrin homology domain containing, family O member 1a (gene plekho1a). Gene Ontology annotation, cellular component: ruffle membrane; muscle cell projection membrane. The record is from RefSeq and is a predicted model, not a curated record. NCBI's taxonomy places the organism in Eukaryota, Metazoa, Chordata, Actinopteri, Cyprinodontiformes, Nothobranchiidae. Gene Ontology annotation, biological process: regulation of myoblast fusion.
UGCUAGAGCAGCUUCAAAGCGCGCGCGCACGCGCAGGGAGGAUGCAGCUCAUGGUUCAGACAACAGCCGCGGCGCUGAAGUAAAGAACCGGCGUGGACCAAGCAGACGCAGCGACACCGACUCCCGCAAACACCGGGACCAGAGCAUCCGGUGUCCGGGCUGCAGCUCCCGCCGGUCCGGACCGAACCUCCACCAGCACCCCACCCCCUCCACCCCUUCUUGUCUUCCCGCCGCCACGGUGUGAUUGUGUGUGAGCCCCGGAGUGGAGGGAGGAUGAAGAAAAGCAACCAAAGCAGACGGGUCAUUCAGGACUCCGGUUCGCUCGCCAUCCAGCAGCUCGAGAAGGCAGGUUGGAUCCGGAAGUUCUGUGGUCGAGGGAUUUUCAGGGAGCUGUGGAGGAGCCGCUACGUGAUUCUGAAGGGAGACCACCUCUUCAUCUCGGACAAGGAGGUGAAAGACGAGCGUAAAGCACAGGAAGUGUUUGACCUGGCUGAUUACGAGCGUUCGGAGGAACUGAGGAAGGCGAAGAGUCGGAGCAAGAAAAAUCACAGCCGCUUCACGGUGCUGCGCUGCAGACACCGAGGAAACACUGUUCCUAACUUGGUGUUUCUGGCUGUGAGUCCCGAGGAGAAGGAGUCAUGGAUCAAUGCCCUCAACGUGGCCAUCAUCAAGGCCAAGAACAGAGUUUUGGACGAGGUGACCUUAGAGGAGGACAGCGCUCUGGCUCAUCCCACCAGAGACCGAGCGAAGAUCCCUCACAGCCGCCGGCUCCCGACCCGAGGACACCUCAUGGCCGUGGCAUCCACCUCCUCUCACGGCAUGCUGACCCUUGACCUGGUUGCCGAGGAGGACGGCUUCCCCCCGGACUACGAUGACGACCUGCAGGAUUCCUGGGAGAACAGCUUCCGGGUGGACCUGCAGAAGGAGGGCUCCGGUGGGGGUCGUCAGAGAGCCGGCACUGACGUCUCCAAGCUCCGGGCCACGCCCAAAGAGCCUAAAGUGAAGACGAGCAGUUUACCCCGAGGGAGCGAGCUCUCCUGGGGCAAGCAUCUGGAAGUCCCCAAAGUCCACAAGAACCAGCAAGUCCAGGUCCUCCAGGCUCAGUCUCGGACGCCUCAGCCGGGGAAAAGAUUCAGCAUGCAGGGUCGGAGUCGCUGCGCCUCCAUGGACGAAGUCCUGUCCUCUAGGCCUGCAAUGAUCCGUUCAGAGUUUCGUUCGGCUCUGCGUCGCUGUACAACUGAGGAAGAGGCCGGGAGCGGGGCUUCCGCCCAGCCCGUCGGUCAGCUGCAGAGUCUCAUCGCACAGAAGAUGCAGCGAGCUCAGGAGCUGCUGGAGGAGAUGAGACUGCAGGAGCUGCAGAAGGCCAAAGCCGAGAGAGAACACGGAGGCAGCUCGACGUACCUGAAGGGCGUCGACUCCCCUCGACUCCAUCACAUCCGGGGCUCUGACUCCCCCCAUUCCAGCAGGUCGUCUGGAUCCCCGAGGAGCAGGAGCAGCGAUUCGCCUCGCCUCCGGGGAAAAGACUCUCCUCGUUUGAGAGGAAGGGAGUCUCCCCGAUCCAAAGCCAAGAGGAACCGUUCCAAAGGGACAGACUCGGCCCGCUCCAGAGGAUCCCACUCGCCCGCGGCUAAAGUCACAGACUCUCCUCGACUGAAAGAUUCUCCGCAUCUGUCUGGAUCUCCUCGAUCUAAGAGCUCAGACACGGUCCGCUCGCCAAAACUCAAGGGAUCUUCCAGUAAACGGGAUGCCUCUCCUGCACAGAAGACACCUGAAACCUCCUCCUGUCCCAAAGGAUCCCACUCCUCUCAGGUUAAAACACCUGAUUCACCACAGACCAGCAAAUCUGACUCCCUUGGCACUGGGAAUCCUUUGAGUCAGAAUUCCCCGAGAGUGUCUGGAUCCUUCGAUUCCUUGCGGCCUAAAACCCCAGACAAACAUAGCCUCUCCCCUCCUCUUGCAGCCUCACAUCUCUCAGAGGAGGACCCGGAGGUGGAGAGCCGGCGUGCCGAGGCUGAGCGCCUUCUGGAGGAGGCGGUGUCAUCGUGGAAAGAAGCGCAGGAGGUCCUGCAGGAGGUGAAGGAGCUGCAGAGCCAGACGCUGAGGCGGCAGCGCAGGAGGACCUACGAGAAAAUGACGACAUCAGCGACGACGUCUCUGCUGUCCGCGGCAACCACCGCGGCCGAGGAGGACGAAACCCCGGCGUCGCCGACGUCUCCGGAGGACGACGACGGAUCCGAGACACCUUAACGAAAAAAAUCUCUCAGCAUCUGAAUUUUCUCAGAGGAGGUCGCAGCAUUUCUCAGCAUGUUUAAGCACAAAAAGUAACAAGAUGAACUAAAUUAGGACUUUUUUUUCUUAUUCUUCUGAAACGAUUUUGACCUUUUAAUCCAGCAAACGUGGAUUACUUUGUAUGUUUCCUUCCAGGUUUUGUGACUUUAAUCCUCCGCUGUCGCCAGGCAGACGCCCUCUCACGCGUGCUGCCAGGACGCCUCCCUCUGUGGCGGACGUGUCACGUUUAAUUUGAGUAAACACACUUUUAAACGAGCGGCCCACCACCACCCCCUCUAGCAUUGCUGCACCAUUCCCUGUCGCUUCAUGCCAGAAAGUGAAGCGAAGUGAAAAGCCUUUCUAUUGAUUCUACAUUGUUUGGGAAUGAAGGACAACUUUUUAAGAACAUCAACAUUUUGAACACUAAAAAACAAAAAGUCCUGGAUGAGCACAACGUUUCCCGAGCGCUAAAGUAAGACGGCAUUAAAAAACACGGAGAAAAGACGGAUCUGUUUGCUGAUAUAUUUAAGCCCCUUUUGUGGCAUUUUUCUUAUGAAUUGCUUAGCUCAAAUUUAUUUGUAGCUUUGUAUAAAAAAAAAUCCUUCCAGCUUGUUAUUAAUUUUUAUACAAUCACAGCAAAAAUCAGGGACUUUACAGAAAAAAAGAGAGAGAAAAGCAAUAAUGAAGAAAAAUGACUCGUUUAUAAUUCGUGUCCGACACCAAGAAGCACUCUGCACUACGGACUGAAGCUUGGCCUUGUUUUUAACUGGCUGAACGUGUUUUGUGAAUCCUUUUGACUGGAAUUGUGGAGAUGUCGGUAAUGACUUGCUGGAUAUUUGAUGCUGAUGCAUAAUUUAAAACAUCCGUGAACGAUGCACAGGUUCCUCCUAAUUGAAUCUGCAUGAAAACACGCGUUUUUAAGGGCCACUUCCGAAUCAUAGCACAUGCUAGGACAGCACUUUUUUCACAUUUUACAAAUGCACCUAACUUGUUCCUGCACAAUGUUUGCUCCAGGUAUGAUGAAGCUUCGUUGUCAAACGUGGCUUUGUUCAAUGCACACAGUUGAAUAUUAAAGACAUGCGUGACUACGUGAUUUUGUAACAAACAAAAAUGCUGCAGACAUGAAGCAGGUGGUGAAACGAGAGCCUCGUGGACGGGGUAAUAAAAUGACCCGAGCUGCAGAUGGGUUGCUGUCAUAUUUACCACUGAUGAGUAAAUUUACAUGACCAAAGAAGUGCUGGCCAAGGUUACAUAUUUAUAAGUCUGUUUUUGUGUAGCAAUCAUGCAAAGCUGAUUUGAAAUAUUACAUUUAAUUCAUUUCAAAUGUGAAAGGUCUUAUUUUAGCUGCAACUUUGAAGCUCUUGUAUGCUGCAUGUGGCGCCUUCUAGUGGCUCUAGUUACAAAUGGCAGCUAAACUUUAAACCCGACCUUUCCAGCUCUGCGUAAGCAUCGGUUAAGGUCCGCGAAGCUCAGAACGCCGCUGUUACAGUGAAUGGAUGUUUCCACCAACACUGCCUGCCAAAAGUCAAGUCAAUGAAGAAGUAAGAAAAAUAGCAGUUCCUCCUUCAUCCACUAGGGGCUGGCUUCAGAAAGGAGCAAGUUCUCAUUGACUCCCAUGUUAAAAAAGGCAAAUUCACAGCAGAAAUGAACAUGUUUACAGCCUGGUUCAAAAAAACAUUUUAGGUUUAAUAGCUCAAGUUUACCGUCAUGACAACUGUGAGGUGGGUGCAUUUUUUUGUAUAACUUAUCAAUUUGGGUGUAAUUAGCAGAUGAACCAUCAGCUCUAGCAGCUCCCUGCUUGCUCCAGGGAAGGCCUUAGUUUUGGUCUCACUUAAAAUGUUAGCCUAGAAGAAGGCAGAGUCGCCAAACUGCGGUUUUAUUAAAAGCGUCACCAACCUCCGUUAGCUUCAGUUAACUCGUAGCUACAUUAGCUCAGAGUGGUGAGUGUCAAUAAUCUGCCCCUACCCUCACAGCCCCCCUCUCUGUUCCAUUUUGUGUUUUUGGGGAGUGACGAAAUGCAUAACUCGACUAAAAAGGUUGCGGGAUCCGCCCACUGAGCUUCGAUUCAGUUCUUCAGAGACCUACGGGAGAGGACGCGAAGGGGCCGUCCAUUAUACAUACAAUUAGUGGUGAAGGGUUGCAUCUUGGAUGCGUCCCAGAGGCGUCUGCCAAAUUUAGGCUCUGAAUAUAUAUUUUUACUCGCUACAUUAUCGGAUUGCGACAAGCUCAGUAGUUCAGAUCGGAACAGACAGGAAGUCAAACACGGGGUCAGAGUAAAACAUCUGGGGGUUUUCAAAAUAAAAGACACAUGCAGAUUUCUUGUUAUUUAAAUAAUAAUAAUACUGCAUUGAACUUAUAUAGCGCUUUUCUAGACACCCAAAGACGCUUUCACACACUUUCACAUUCACACACUGCUAGUGAUGGUAAGCUACUUGUAGCCACAGCCACCCUGGGGGGGUCUGACAGAGGCGAGGCUGCCAUUUGGCGCCGUCGGCCCCUCUGACACCCACUAACACAGGCAAGUUGGGAGAAGUGUCUUGCCCAAGGACACAACAGCAGGAUACCCCUGGCGGGAGCUGGAAUUGAACCCAUGACCCUCCAAUCAUGAGGCAACCCGCUCUACCACCUGAGCUACUGCUGCCCCAAGUAAAUAGUAAAAAAGAAGCCUGUCAUUACCUGUGACGUCUCUGUGGCUGAGGUAAAAAACAAAAGAAACCAUAGACCUUUAUGGAGACACGCUACUGUCUUCCACUUUGCGUUUUUUGUGAACUGCCGGAAUCAUGCAUCCUCUCUCCGGCGAUUUCUUGACCUCGCAGGCUGCAGGGUAUGCUCCCAGUGGGAAAUGCAUCAUCUUAUAUUACGUGCCGCUUACGCAUCCAUUGGAAAGGCCGGGUCAGUUUGGUCAAAUAAAGGAAUGUGUUGCAUGAUUUUUUUUACCUCAAUGAUAACAGGGUUUUUUUAUAAACAUGCAACUCUGCACUAUUUAAAUAAUUACAAAUUCAGUCACUAUUUAAAAAUGUUACACACUUUCCCUUUAAUUGUUCAUAAAGCGAACAAAGUUGUGUUUGAUUUAAAUCCUAUAAUACAACUACACAGUUCUCUUUGGUCACCAAAUGUAAACUGCAAACACAUAAACAUGUUAAUAAUGCAGGAUAUUCUCACGUAAACAUAAAUAUUUACAACUAAUGAGGGCUAAAUCCAUUGGUUUUAUUAUUGUAAUGAACGUAAAGUAAAUCUGAUCGUUUUUACAUUUUAUAGAGUCACAACUAACUAAAUGAUCUUCCACUGUUUGUUACACGGGAUAUAAAAAAUUAUUUAGCUGCUGAUUUUAAAUCUAAGCAAACUGUCACAUUUUGUAACGUAAAACAUUUAUCGUCAUAUGAGCAGCGUCACGUUUGGGUCUCUUUUUUGUUGUUUUUGCACAUUUGUUUGGAAUUAGAAAGCACAGACACUGGAAGAGCUGAAUUUUCUGUACGAUGAGUGUAUGUUGAAGAGAUGUAUUCAUUUUUAUUUAUUUUAAUGUUCAUGUACAUAGAAAAAAAAGCAGAAUCCAAUGCUGUAUUCACUGUCAAAUAGGGAAAAAAAGAUCUUAAGUUGUUUUAUAACUUUACUUGAUUUUAGAUCCGUAUGUUAGUGUUUGAAAUGCAUUGUGGGUACACCAAAACUAUUACUGUUGAUUUGUGUGGACGAUCCACGACUCGUGGAAACACGCAAACGAGAAUAAGCUGGUAAGGUGAAUGCACUCACCUGUUUUAUGUAGCUUUUUGUUGGUUUCAACUUGCUAAAAAUAUUUGAGUUAAACAAAUCCCAAAGGAAGUCAGUUUGUCUCACGUUACCGGUUGAUUUAUUUCUUCUUCUUUGUUUGAAUAAAACAGUCCUAAGUGGGAUAGAAGACCAGGUGACUGAUCAGA